Molecule: messenger RNA, 1070 nt
Organism: Linum trigynum
Lineage: Eukaryota; Viridiplantae; Streptophyta; Magnoliopsida; Malpighiales; Linaceae
Source: the annotation of a GenBank genome assembly
CGUCAUGGUGUAAGGCGACAUAAAAGUCUCUCCUGAACAUUACUAGAUGGAGCUAGUAAGUCAAUAUUAAAGGCCAAAAUUAACAUCAACUACGAAAUCAAUUUUCUAUUGCAAUAUUUUCAAUAGCUUGAGAACUUUGUGAGCUAUUGAGCUAUGCCUCUAUGAAUUCGUGGGCUAUGUUCUUGGCAUUAAGUGUUGAGUAAGUUAUUAAUCAUUUUAACUGAAGUGAGGAAGUGUUGUAGAUAAUUAUUUCACUCAUCAUGCAGUGCGAAUAGCUAUUUUUCUUCCAACGCCUAGGCACGCUUAGUCUACGCCUAGGCGAGCUAGGCGCAAGGCAAAGGCUCAACGCCCGCCUUACGCCUAGCGCCUUUUUGAACCUUGACCCCAAGAAAGAAGAGUAAAGGAAGAUUCUUUCCAGCUUCCUGUAUGUUUUAAUCUCAAGACGGGAAUUUGUUUCUCUUCUAUUCUUGUCAUGGUUUCGUACCGUUUUCAUAUGCCCAAACGUUUCAAAAUUAGAAAGACCACAAAAGGUGCGGUUCCGAAGGAUAAGAAGUUCAUGGAAGGCGUGGUUUCGGAGAUGCAGCAACUUCAGUCGGACUUGAUUCGAGGACUGUGUCAACUUCAGCUAAAACUUGAUGAGAAUCGUCCACUCCAAGAAGGAAGGAUGAGGGUGCUGGAGGAUGAAAUGAUCCCUUGUCUGAGAGAGCUAAAGUCCAUAAAUGAAGCUGCUCUGGAGGUGCCGCCAUUAGUUAGAGAUGCAAAUCAUGUACCUAUUGGAGUCGAACCCAGCACUAAGUACCUCAAGGAGUUGGAUUAACGGUAAACAAUGCUCAAACCCGCUUGUCUCGUAUACCCUGAUUCAAACUGUUUAAGGAAUCGAGAAGAUGAUAGCAGUCCUCUAUUGACAUUUGCAUUGAAAGGAUGUUUGGUCAUAAGUCUUGACCUGUUGUGAUUCGACGUCGAAAGCUGGUGAGGUGGUCACAUUGUUUUUGCAAACACAGAAGGCGGCCAAGGUCGCAAUUAAUUUCUUUGAUUACAUAGCAGCAGCAGAGUAAAAAACAAUGUCCACG